CCUCAGCCCAGUAACCUCAUCUUCAAUAUUUCCGACUUUUUCGCGCCAUCAUUCGACGUAUUGCUACGGCAUGGUAGUGUUAUAGCAAAAAAUGGGACUAGAGGCCCUGAGUAAGCUCGCCUCAGCUGGUGAGGCUGUUUAUCAGAACCUCUCUAAAAAAUGGGAUGAGAGGAAGAGACGACAGGCGGAAGAAGCUUGGCUUGCGAAACACGCUGAAGAAAUCCGUCAACGAAAUGAAUUCCUUGCUCUCGUCACAUCUAAAAUCACAGGCGAUUCGGAACUCGAAAUGGCACCUCUCCAAUGCAACCCGCGCGAAACCCAAAGAGCAGUAUUCCUUGUCACCACGCCCAUCUCCUUUGGAGUGCUUGAAGUCUCACAGUCAAGCUAUAAACUUUUAGCAAGACAUGUUGGCAUGAGUUUGAACAGCGUGAGUCAUUGGGCGGUGUGCGUUAUUGAUAGAGGGCUUGGAAAGUGCUAUUGCUAUGAUUUGAUGAGCGAUCGACUAGAGUUGACGAUGUUGGGGAAGAAUUACUUCAGGGUGGCUGUUAUUACGGAGGAGUUUGUUGAGACGUGGAGUUCGUGCUAUUAUAUUGGCGAGACGACUAAGACGCAUGAGGAGAUUCAGGCAAUAGGACAGCAUCAUAUCGGACUGAAUCCUCGGUACAAACUACUAUCGAAUAAUUGUCAGCAUUUGGUAGACAGUCUCGUCAAGGAACUUUGCAAUGGAAAGGUCAUCAGUCAGGCAAAGCUGGAUGAAGAGUUAUCACUUGCCUCACCAAAGAUUGCACGCGACUUGCUUGUUGGGAGGAUAAGGUCAAAGAUGGAUGUCGGCGGGGAGAGCGAAGACAGUCCUUCCAUCAAGGAGCAUUUAGAAGCGAUCAAAAGUCACUGGAGUGAUAAAAAAUAAUUCGUAAUGAUACCCAGGGUAGUUAGAUACUCAGACCGAAAAGUAAUUAUUCCCAGUGCUUCUGGAUCAAUUAGUCAUAAUGGAAGAAAUAAAUUAGAAAUAUUUAAUUGUGUAAAUCUAACAGACUUAUAAAUCCGAAUUUCAUGACAUUUUCCGUCGCGAAGUCAAUUGUGCCUAUGAA
This is a messenger RNA of Fusarium redolens, 1088 nucleotides long. RefSeq lists its product as uncharacterized. Gene Ontology annotation, molecular function: peptidase activity. The record is from RefSeq and is a predicted model, not a curated record. The transcript is spliced from 3 exons. NCBI's taxonomy places the organism in Eukaryota, Fungi, Ascomycota, Sordariomycetes, Hypocreales, Nectriaceae. The coding region runs from base 92 to 907 and encodes 271 amino acids.